CUUCCGGCGUCGGCCGGGCUGUGCGCUUAGGCAGUGCGGCCGCUCGGCGCGCUGGGCCGGGUCGAUCCCCGCUAUGCGACAGACUCCGAGGCCCGCAGCACAGCACUAAAUUUGUAAUGAAAUGGAGUCUGGGUCAAGCUCUUUUCGAGUGGAAUUUCCAGACUUUUCUAGCACCAUUUUGCAGAAGCUAAACCAGCAGCGCCAGCAAGGACAACUAUGUGAUGUGUCCAUUGUAGUUCAGGGCCAUCUCUUCAGAGCCCAUAAAGCUGUUCUUGCAGCCAGUUCACCUUACUUCUGUGAUCAGGUUCUCCUGAAAAACAGCAGAAGGAUAGUCCUGCCUGAUGUGAUGAAUCCCAGGGUAUUUGAAAACAUUCUUCUGUCUACCUAUACAGGUCGUCUGGUAAUGCCUGCUCCUGAAAUUGUUAGUUAUUUGACAGCAGCAAGUUUCCUUCAGAUGUGGCAUGUGGUGGAUAAAUGCACUGAAGUGCUAGAGGGGAACCCAACAGUUCUGUGUCAGAAGAUGAAUCAUGGCAGUGACCAUCAGUCCCCGAGCAGUAGUAGUUACAACGGCCUGGUUGAAACCUUUGAACUUGGCUCUGGAGGACAGCCGGAAUUCCAUAAAGGGCAGGAGCUAAGAGAUGGCGAAAACGAAGAAGAGAGCUCUAAAGAUGAACUAUCAUGUCAACUGACGGAACAUGAGUACCUUCCCAGUAAUUCUUCAACAGAACAUGAUAGACUGAGCACUGGAAUGACAAGUCAGGAUGGUGAAGAAGGAACUAGCGAUAGUGCAGAGUAUCAGUAUACCAGGCCUAUGUAUAGCAAACCCAGCAUCAUGUCUCAUAAGCGAUGGAUCCAUGUGAAACCAGAAAGAUUUGAACAAGACUGUGAAGGUGUUGAUAAUCCUUACGAUGAACACCAGGUGUCUGAAUCCAUGAAUGCCAUUCAGGCAGAUCAUUCAAUCCAGUCUUCAGGUGUUGAAGACUUUCAUAUAGGUGACAAAAAAAUGGAAACAGAAUUUGAUGAGCAGGCAGAUGAAAGUAAUUAUGAUGAGCAAGUUGACUUCUAUGGCUCUUCUAUGGAAGAAUUUUCUGGUGAAAGGGCAGAUGGAAAUAUAAAUGCUCACAGACAGGAUCUUAUGAUGGCAGCAGGUUACAGUGAAGGCGUUGAAAUGGCUACAGGAAUUAAAGAAGAAACGUCCCUCACUGGAUUCUCACAUGCUGAUAAGCUGUAUCCCUGUCAGUGCGGAAAAAGCUUUACACACAAAAGUCAAAGAGAUCGGCACAUGAGUAUGCACCUCGGCCUCCGACCUUAUGGCUGUGGUGUGUGUGGUAAGAAGUUCAAAAUGAAACACCAUCUCGUAGGCCAUAUGAAAAUUCAUACAGGCAUAAAACCGUACGAGUGUAACAUCUGUGGGAAAAGAUUUAUGUGGCGGGACAGUUUCCAUCGGCAUGUGACCUCCUGUACCAAGUCAUACCAAGCUUCUAAAGCUGAGCAGAGUACUACUGAGAUGAACUAAGGCAUCAGUGCUUACGUUUGUUUAUUAAAGUAAGCAAAUUGAUUAUGCAAAUCAUGUCUGGUACUUGCUAUUGUAAAUUCUCAAUCUACUCCCCGCCCUCCAAGUUGUAAUGAUUAUGCUGGUAUAAACAGACCAAAUUCUUAUUUUACUUUCUAGAGUAUUACUCCAGGUGUUCAAAGUGCAAACGGUUAAUCUGAAAGGUACUUGUAAAGUGAGGUCUGUAAGGUCUCUGUGACGUUUAUUGUAAUCACAGCAGUAUUUAGAAGCCCUGUUGAUUUUCCUGAGUCUUCUAAAUUCAAAGCUCAGAACUGACCCAAAUCCUGCAAAUGCUUAGAUGAAGCAAGAAUUAAAGUAGCCCUACUUAAUAAGGAAGAGAACUAGGAUGACAAAACCAGGGUGCAUAUCACAGAACCACGGAAUGGUUUGGAUUGGAAGGGACCUUAAAGCUCACCCAGUUUCAACCCCUGCCAUGGACAGGGACACCUUCCACUAGAGCAGGUUGCUCCAAGCCCCUGCAUCCAACCUGGCCUUGAAUACUGCCAGGGAUGGGGCAGCCACAGCUUCUCUGGGCACCCUGUGCCAGCGCCUCAGCACCCUCAUGAUGAUCUGAUUCACAUUUUAAUGACAAAAAGUUAGAAUUCCACCUCAAUCUGGAGACUGCCAACAUAUUUAAUGUGCAUCAUUAGAUAGUUUAUAUUGUUAAAUAGCCUUUGCUGUAUUGCUUAAUGAAAGGCUGUGUUAAAUAUGGUUUGGCUUUCCUUUAUCUGUCUUCCGUUUUAUUAUCCAUCUUCAGUAAAACAAAUGUUGUCUAAUUUUGUGCUGAUUUCUAUUUGGUGUCUGUAACGCAUUUAAAUAUAGUUGAGCACUAUAUAAACAUCAGUCUGCAUUAAGCAUAAUUUGUCUCUACUCCUCUAGGGCCUAAUGCCAUAUGACUCUUGGCUUGACUUGAUUUUGAUUGCUACACCGUGAGAACUUCUAGAAGGGUGUGUAAUAAAUGUUCUGUCAGGGAAAAAAAAAAGUAAUAUUUGGAACUUACCCAAAAUAAUCAAACAUUCAAACUGUAGUUUUCUGGUCAGAUUUUUUGUGGUUUACUACAGUAGCAAGUACCAAACUCUGUGGAUUCCCAGAUUGACUUUUUAUUGGUACAGAAACUUCUUUGAGAAUUUCUAUCUAGUUUUAGAAACCUGCUUUAGGAAAAUUAUUUAGUCAUUGAUAGGUAUUUAUACUUUUAAUUCUUUUACUCUUUGAAUAAGAAGAACUAUAAUACAGAUUCUUGGUACUGAACUACUGUGACUGUACAUGUGAUCACAAGCAGCCAGAGUUGAUUACUUCUGCAGAUGAAGUUGCUUGUGGAAAAAAAAAAAGUAGGAAUUAUGGUCUUUAGAUCUAUUAUUGGUACUGAGAACACGGUACCGUGCUUGUGUCCGAAGUCUGGGGGUUUGCUGGGGAAGUGGUGCUCCUGCUUCGUUAGGGUGAGGAUCUAUGUGCUGGGCUCUCAUUCCUGGUGAUAGAUGGAGGAGCAUUUGUAGUUCCGAGAGAUGCUGCCAGCUCUGCAGGUAGAGUGAAUACAUCAAUUUUAAAGGUGGCAACAGGAUUUUGGGGUUGAAAGCUUAAUGCAGUCCUGUGCAAAAGCAAUUAACCCUUUUUGUAGUUUACUGAAACAUGAAAAGGAAAGAGCCGUCAGAGCAUACACAGACUAUGACACAAAGAGUUAAUGUCCAGGUACAGUGCUGGUAACAUGAGGGGGGAAAGUUACCCAGCACCAAAGGCCUAGGCCUGUGUGGCCCAAAUUUAUAUAUUGGAUACGUGGUAUGCAGGAUAACAUACUUAACAGAUACAUACAUAACAGAUGACCCUGUAUGGUGAAGUAAAACCACGCAAAGAUAGUUACUAUUUAGAUGCUUUUUUUAAACUCCCAGUUACAAAUUGUCUUAAGAUGCAACCAAACUGUAUCUUGAAUGUGAACGUCUGGUACAAGCUGGGGUUUUACUACUCAGUGGGCUGUAAUGUCUGUAGCUUCUUUUCUGACAUUCUACUUACAAACUUUAAUUUUCUUGAGAGGCUCUUAAUCUUCUAAUGCUUCAGAUAUUUUUCAUAUGGAAUUUUGUUAAAGCAGAUAUUCCCAAAUAGGAUGAACCCGUUGCUGGCAAUGGGCAGAAAUGGUCAGCACCACAGAGUUCCUAUUCUUAGCACUUAACUGAACUCUACAGUAUACCAUGGUGGCCAUAUAUAACCCUUGUAAUCAAGGUAACUAAACAGGGAUUUGCUCACUAACACUGUAACCUGCUUAAUGUAUAGAAGCACUUUGUAUUUAAAAGGAAAAGCAAAAAAAAAAAGGAAAAAACAUAAAACUAUGUUUUCUAAACUUAGAAAUAUAUUCCCUUUAUGGUUUGUUUCCACACUGCUAAUACUGUCUUUUUUAAUAUUGAAAAAAAUAAUUAUAAUGCUUGCCUGUUUACAUGAGUGUAGAAGAAAGAGGGUUCUUGCACUCAGUGGCCCUAUUUUUCCAUCUUCAAGGCCUUACUACAUACAGGGUGUCAUUUCUGCAGGUACCAUCAUCACACUCGAGGGAAGGUAUUCUCAUACGCAUUUCAGGAGUAAUCUUGUGUAUUACAUUAGUUCUCAACCCCUUUCAAAUUGUCACUUCAGUGUUGCAUACAAAGGUUAAGGGUGCCUCUUCCCAUUUAACCAUCAAAAAGGCUGGUCAGAGACAUCAGGCCUAAAAAACACGGUCAUGCAAAACACCUCAUUCUAUUAAACCUAGACUAUCCUACAGAGCUGCCAGCAAAACUGUUUGUUUUAUCAGCUUGGAAUGACUUUUACAUGGGACAUUUCAAAGUUAAGGGUUGCUCCUAUUUGCAGUUAGACUACUUUGAAAUAAAGCUUUAAAAUAAAAUGUACUGCGAGAGACACUUUAAAGGUUUUAUAACAGGUCCAGUAGAUCAUAUUAUAGAACCAUGUCCUCUUUUACUGACUUAGCAUGAAUAGUAACUUUAUAACAUUUCUUAUUACUAUUUUACCCCAUUUUAUGACACUGUCCUAAAAGUCCAACAAAUGUUGCUCCACUGAUCCUGUAGCACUUGGCUUUUUGAUGUUAAUUGACAUGAAACCAGUUGAUUGCAGGAAAAUACUGAUAGGAUUAUCAUGAGGUUGAGAGGAUGGAUGGUGUAAGGAAAGUGUGAGAUAACAUGUCUAAAAUCCUUACUUUUGCUCAUCACAGGCAAAACAAUUGACUUGUGUUGGUUUUCAUGAAUUUACUAUAUUGCCUUUUGACAAACCUCUGAUCACUGAUUCAGGUAUUGGGGGGGGGAAGAUAACAAGAAAUUACUUAAGCACUUAAGGAAACCUCUGUCCUUCCCUUUCCUCAGUCUCAGCUUAAGGCUCACACCUCUCCUUGCUUUUGUAGUCUCCUAUUAUUUCCCUUGCUUUCAUUGAGAGCUGCAUUCAGCCCGUGCCAGCUCGUGUAGUGAGGUGACAGAUCACUCAGGAGAUUGGGCUCAUUGGCACAUUGGCUUGUCUUGCCACUCUUCAUCUCAGUGGGUGUCCUCUGCUGCUCUGGGCUGGUUGUUGUCACUGAUCGUCGUGGCACCACAUAGUUCCAUCAGGGAUGUGUCUGUUCCAGCUUGGCUCUCCUGGAGGCUUCAGAUGUGCACCUGCUUUGGCAUGGCUUAGCUACAGGCCAAAGUCCCUUCAGAAGUGAAUAUCCCAGGCUUGGAGUGUGUCCUGCUGUGUGUGUCUAUACAUGUCCUCAGUGUCUUCUCCACGUGUUUCCCAAGGGCAGCUCUUCAGUUUGUCCACCUUUACACAUGUGUUUCCCUGGGAGUAUCUUCUCCUUAUGUGUCUCCUUGCACCUCUUGCUAGCAGCUGCCACUCUUCCUUAAUCAUGAUUGAGCAGAGGCACUGUGCUCAUCUCUGGCUGAAGUUCUGGCAUGCAGUGGAUUGUUUGCAUGCACUUCAGUGCAGGCUAGGACCUGUUGUGAGCAGCACAGGGCAGUUUGUAACCUCUUGCUGUAUGUCAGGGAGUGUCCAGACAAUGCCCUUAGUCAUGUUGUUUUAGGUAGUCCUGCGAGGAGCAGGGAGUUGGACUCUGAUCUUUAUGGGUCCCUUCCAACUGGAGAUACUCUGUCAGCCUUGCAGCCCCCUGCUACUGAAACCCUGCAGUUUAUGGCAAAUACAGUUGUGCAGAGUAAACCAAGACCUGCAGAUGCAGCUUCUGUCAAGCUCUUGAUCUUUGCUAACGGAGUGGUCUUGUUCAACACACAAGAAAUUACUCCUUGUUUGUAGGGAGGAAGGAAGCAAUCCCUAUAAAUAGAUACUAGGAAUGCAUAUGUAUAUGGUGAAUUUAAUUAAUUUUCCCUUAAGCUUCAUCAUCUUUAAUGAUACAGCUUAGUAACAUCUGUGCAUUUUUAUAUUGCUUACUGUUGACUGCAGCGAGGUGAAUGUCUUCUGGAAAACAGUCAUUGUACACGCAGGAGGGUUUCAGAAUUCCCUGCUACCAUGAAGCCAUUCAUUGUCCUGUCAGUGGUAAGAAAAUGAUACUACAGCUAAGUUCCUUUGCAUUCCAAUUUGUAACUAAGAUGUUAAUUACCAUGGAAUCUGUGUAGCUGAUCGCAAAAAACUCUGUAAGAGUAUGAAAAAUACAACUGUUAACAGCAUUAAGAUCUCUGCUUAGGUGCGUAUCUGACUUUUAAGGGAGGAGGUUCCUAUUUCACACACCACUGUCAGGGGUUUUUGCUGUUCUGGGUUUUAAACACGGCCUUGCUUUAUGGAUGAGCAGGUAGACUCUGGAAGGUACUGUCAGGACAAGUUUUGGUCUUAGCUUUUGUUCAUCCUGGAGUUGAGAAACUUUGUCCUGUAUCAGAAGCGAGAUGAUCAAAGGCUGAUAUAUUGGGUUUCUUGAUACAAAAAGAAUGCUUGCUACCCCUGUAUUAUUGAGCCUGAAAGAAUGGAGGCACCUCAUGUCUUGUAAUCUCAUGGUGUUGGUACCAGGAAGGAGACCUAUCUCUGAGUUACGAGAUCCUACAGCACUGAGUGUUUUGCUUUAAUGGAAUCAGAACCUUUCUCAAAACAACAUAGGAAAGUUGGGUUUUUUUUGUCUAAAUGCUUCAUUGGCUUGCUAGGCUUCUUUAGCUGUAAACUGCCGGUGCCCAUGGGGAAGAUGCUGGAAAACAAAAUGAUGAUAUAUUUUAAUGUGAUUAAAUUGUAAGUUCUGAUUUUUGCUUGAAGCCUGUGUCAAUUGCUGCUCCUUUGUUUUAUUAUUCAUGGGAUUCCAUAUUUCUUCCAGAAAUGUAACUGUUUAUGCAAGUCAAGUGAAUCUUCCUUAAUGAGCUAUAAGUUUUUAUUCUAAACAAGUCAUUUAUAAUAGUAAAUUUGCAUAUCUUGAUAUUUUGUGAGAUGUUAUGCCUGUAUUGCAGAGGUUGGAUAGUUUUGUCUAUAAAUAUUGCUGUCCUAAUUGUACAGCAUGGUUUUAAUUUAAUGUUACUGUUCAAUAUUUUCUUCUUAUAGAAGAGUCCCAUGCCCCUUUUUUUGUAUAACAUGUUUUAAUAAAUGUUACCUGUCAACUUUGUAAAUGUUUUCUUAAGCUUGAAUGAAAGGAAUGCAUGUCUAGUACUAGUAUUUAAUAUUUCACUUUUGCCAAAACGAUAAGUGCUCAAACAAAAGUACAAAUCCAGAAGUUGUUGAUAUAUAACUUUAUUAAAUAUAUAAAGAAAAA
This is a messenger RNA of Neopsephotus bourkii (Bourke's parrot), 7229 nucleotides long. RefSeq names its product zinc finger and BTB domain containing 43 (gene ZBTB43). Gene Ontology annotation, molecular function: protein binding; RNA polymerase II cis-regulatory region sequence-specific DNA binding; DNA-binding transcription factor activity, RNA polymerase II-specific. NCBI's taxonomy places the organism in Eukaryota, Metazoa, Chordata, Aves, Psittaciformes, Psittacidae. The transcript has 2 exons. The record is from RefSeq and is a predicted model, not a curated record. The coding region runs from base 122 to 1516 and encodes 464 amino acids. Gene Ontology annotation, biological process: regulation of transcription by RNA polymerase II.